Molecule: messenger RNA, 858 nt
Organism: Closterium sp. Naga37s-1
Lineage: Eukaryota; Viridiplantae; Streptophyta; Zygnematophyceae; Desmidiales; Closteriaceae
Source: the annotation of a GenBank genome assembly
AUGCUUCCGUCGUUCAUGGUCAAGUUGUUUUGGAAAAGGAUGGACGAGGUGGCAGAGGGAGUAGGAGUGGGAGGGGGUGCCGAACACGAGGGAGGAGGCGAGGGGGCGCCACGCGUCGUGGUUGAGUACAGCUACGAGGAGGAGGAGGAGAUCGAGGAGGAUACGUCGAGGCAAGCUCAGCACGGGGUGAGCGGCCCGGGCAGCCAUGCGAACGAGCACGAGGGCUCGAGCUCGAGCGAUGAGUCGGUUGAGCACGACGGCGAGAACGCAGGAGAACAUCCAGGUGGGACGGAGCGUACGGAGGAGCACGGAGUGGCGCUCGGGGAGCAGGUGGACGUGCGGGUGAAGCAUAUCGAGCAGCAGGCAACAGGGGACGAUGGGGAUGUCGAGGAGCAGGAGGGCGCAGCGGCUGCGCAGGAGGGUGGGGCAGGAGUGUCGAAGCUAUUGGAAGGGGCGCGCACGAAGCUCGACGAGAUGAGCGGAAAAAUCAUCGAGGGGGUGGCAGCCGCUAUCACAAAAGCGAGCGAGGACGCCGUCGAGAAGCAGAUCAAGUUUGUCGAGGAGCGGCUGGUUGCUUCGGUCGUGAAGGGUAUUGAGAAAGCCGUCAAGGAGAACUUGUUCUACUCCACCCUCCCGCCCAAGAGCAUGAAGGAGCUGAAGGACGUUGUGAGAGAAGGCUACCAAGAACCUGAAGUCCUCACCGAAGCGAUGGCGAGAGGGUUUCGGGGCUCGGCAGGCCCGUCGACGAGGUCGCGUCAAGAGGAGGGGGUGGCGGGUGUCGCAACGGGGUUGAGCGUCGAGUUCAUGAGCGCUCGGUUCCUCCUUCUUCGGUGGGAGGACAUGUCGGCAGCCCGGUAG